UCGUAGCUCAGGUAGAAAUAGUCCAGUCUGUAUCAAGGAAGAACUUGAAGACAUGGGCUAUGGUGACAUUCAAAGUAGAGCUAAUCCUGGAAAAGAAAGCAACAAGCAUGAUGAUGAAUGGCCCUCUGGUAAUCAAAUGAAAGAGGAGGGUUCAGCUGAUGAAUAUGACAACCAAAGUCAUUCCAAGCCAUAUGUUAAAACAGACCAGUUUGGGAAAGGAGAAUCUAGGAAUAACUCUCUAUUGAAGGUGAAGUUCAGAAAUUGCGUUUCAACAGUUGAGCACUUAGAGAAUCAGAAGGGGAGAGAGGAAGAUGCCCAAGACAGGCUUCACAGACCUAUAAACAUACAGAGGCGGAGAGACACUGACAAAAGAUACAAGUGUAAUGAGUGUAGCUCAUCAUUUGACAGACAGACAAAACUUGAGACCCAUAUCAAAACAUAUCAUGCAACUGAAACUAAUAGCCCGGGAGACUCUGAAGAUAAUGAAGAACUCAAUGACUCAUAUGAUGAUGAAGACUUUGUGAUUGAAAAGGAAUAUGAGAAUGGAGAUGAGCAGAGUAGUGAUAAAAGUAGUGAGGAGUCUGAAGAUGAUAAACAUGAAAUUGAAGAUGAAAAUAUAGAGGAGUCUGGAGAUAAUGAACAUGAAAAUGAAGAUGAAAAUAUGGAGGAGACUGAUACACAAUUUGGAGAACUUCCAUUUGAGCCAGAGUUCAUAUAUAGCUACCAGUGUAUUGGAUGUAAAAAGAUUUUGUCAAAAUCUGAGGUUGUAACCAAAGAUGAGUUAAAUGACCUGGAUGAAGGCUCUAAAAAUCUGAAAAAUGAGCAAGAUAAGGAUGGGAGGUAUAACCCUGAAAAGACUGAUACUACUCCUAAAGAAGUCACUAUUGCGUCUGCCCUUGCUGCUGAUUCUAGUGCUGGAAAUGGUACAAAUGAUAUUAACCACAAUCCAGUUGAAGAACAUGUCACACCAAUUAAUCAGAAAUUCCCAAUUAUAGAGGGACAGAGCAUAGAUAGUAUUAAAGAAACACCUAAAGCAAAUAAUGGGGAGAAACAUGGAAUGAAAGGAAGAACCAGUCAACAAAAUGAUGUUAUAAAUGAUGAUCAAACAACCACACUGCCUUAUGACGACAAUGGCAAACAGAAAGCAGAUGAAACUGAAAAUGGCAAACAUGGUACCACAUAUACAGGCAGCUCCAUAGAGGGUCAGGUUGAUACUAAUCAAAAUGUCAUACAAAUACAGAGCAAGGCCAGCGAAGGAGCCGUAAGUACAACAAACAUUACAAAUGCCAUCAAAACAAAUGAACUUAGUGAAAACAUGACAAAGGAAACCUCACCGGAAGCUAUUCAGUUAAAUACUAUUUCAAACCAUGUGACAGUUUCAGUAUUCUGUGAAAGAUGUACAAGCGUCAAUGUUAACAGCUCACUCAAAACAUUCUGCCAGGAUAACAAAAUCUCACCUGAACACUGUGAAAUGAUGUUGGAUGGACCAAUUGACUUGAUGAUAACUGAUGAGGAGGCUUCAAAACAUUACUUCUGUGAGAAAUGUGAUGAUAUAGUUGACUCAGCUGAGUAUUUUUACACACACAUAGUGCACUGCCUUGAAGAAGCACACAACUGUAUCAGGUGUGAUGCCCACAUACAAGAAGUACAUGCCUUCGAAGUACACAAAAAGAAAUGUAUGGGUUAUAGCAUUGAAAAGAACACUGACAUUUUCAAUAAGCACUAUACCUGUCUCAAAUGCCAGUUUGAAACAGUAAAGUACAAAGAUUAUGAAAAGCACAUGACAAAAUGCAUCAACCAGAAAAGUCAAUAUCCAAAAAUGAAUAGUUUGGAGGAUAUAGGACUCAAUACAAAAAAACAGGCUUCCUCCCAAAACAUACUUAAGAGCCAUGUUUUAUGUACAUUCUGCAAGAAGAAAUUCAGUUCAAAGGCUAAUUAUAACAUACACUACAAAAUGAUACAUGCCCCUGUAGCAUAUAUUCGCUGCCCUAUCUGUGAUCAGUUCAAAUGCCGCAAAAUAGACGUGUCAGUUAUGAUUUCCCAUAUUGGAGUUUGCAGAAUCCUAGAAGCCCAUUCCAAAAAGUUAUCUUCCAAAGUGAAUGACAACCAGCACAUUAUUGAAACCACUGGAAGGGAAGCUCAUGAGCUGAUAUGUGAUAAGUGUUUCAAGGGCAUUCACGAUGAAAAUAGUUUUAAGGACCAUAGGCAGAAAUGUCCAGGGAAUCUACGAUGUUGGCUUUGUAAAGAGAUGUUUAUAGCAAGUGGCCCUCUGGAAAUAAUGAACAGUGUUUGCUUCGUUAAAUAUAAACCUCUGGAUUAUUUGCAAAACAAUAAAGAUAGCAUGGAAAGAGGAAGUAAAAAGAAGAUGAAGAGAAAGAGAAUUGAGAGUAAAACUACAGAGAAAGGUUGCAGUAGAAAAAAGAUUGAACAGAUGACAAAGAGUGAUUUUCCAGAGAGGGUAGAAAAUCAGAAUAAUAAGAGAGAAAAGGUCAAACAGAUUCAGAAAGAUCUAAAAUCUCAUUUCAUAAUGACAAAAACAAAACUGCCAGAAACUGUAGGAAAAAGACAGAAUAAUAGUAAAAAGGUUAAACAGAUUAAAGAAAGUGUUCAAAUCGAAUCAAUGAUGACAGAUGAGGAACUGUCUGAAAAGGUGGAGAGUAAAAAUAGAGAGAGGAAACAAUUUGAAAAGAUGUGGAUUGACGACAUGAUUGUGAGACCAACCUGUGUGUGUAAAGGCUGCAACGGAAUCUUCCUAAAUGCAGAGUCGUUAAGGAAACACAGUGACACAUGUCAGCCUUGGUUGUUGCGCUGCAACUUCUGUGGCACAUUCAAAUGUCCAUCAUCUGACAUUGCCAAAAUGAGAACACACUCACAGAAAUGUCUCGCCAGGGAAAUGAUGUGUGACAAAUGUGGAAUACAUUUUGAGAAUUACGUAAAAUUAAAAGCCCAUUUAAAGUUUUGUAUUCAGACCCACGCCUGUCCAUACUGUGAGAUGGAGCACUCCCAGAUGUCAUUUAGGUCACAUAUACGGAUGGUUUGCAUGAGAAAGGACUCUAAAAUCGCUAUGGACAGGUUGCAGUGUGUUUUCUGUCUUAGCAAGCACCUCAACACAAAACAGCUAAAAGAGCACAUGAAUACAUGCGAUAGGUUCAAAUGCUUGAAAUGCAACCUUGAAGUAAGUGAUAAAGAAGCUUUGAGACACCAUUACCUCGCAUGUGCCAGAAUUCUCUUGCUACGGGAUAGGAGCAUCAAAGAGCCAUAUCUCUGUGAGAAAUGCGGGGAGAUUUUGACAUUUGAUCAAUAUGACGAUUACCCCCAUAAGUUGAUAGGGAUGCACAUGGAAAAGCAUAAGAUGGAAGUGUUGGAGAGAAGCCAUAUAUGUGAAACAUGCAGCAAAGGAUUCAAGACACCCAAUCAGCUGAAGUCUCACUCAUUGUCACACAAAACUGAAAGGGACUUUAAAUGUGACCAGUGUGACAAGACAUUUAAAAGUCAGUGGAGGUUGAGGUCUCAUACCAAACGUUACCAUGGUGACAAAAUGAAGAGUUACACGUGUGAGCAGUGUGGGGCACAUUUUCUAUUUGGACAUCUGUAUGCCAGGCACCAAGUGGUUCAUACAGGGGAGCGAGCAUUCAAAUGUGGAACAUGCGGCAAGACAUUUACCCAAAUGUCUUCACUGAAACGUCAUGAACAAUCACAUGCUGGGAUCAAGAAACAUGUGUGUCCACAUUGCGGAGUGAAGUAUUCCCAGAGGUACCCCCUAAGCCAGCAUAUGGAGAAACAACAUGGAGUCACAGCGUACCACUUGGAACAGAAAAGAGCUGACUACACCAAGCGUAAAAUGUUCUCAACAGAAGAUAGCACAACCGAACUAGCCAACAAAGGAAAAACAAAACCAAACAGUGAAGAGAGUGGUGAGAAGCAAAAAACAAAACCUAAGAAAAAGAGAAAGAAAAGUGAAAGUGAAGAUGAACCAAUCAAUGAAGAGAGUGGUUACAAACGAAAAACAAAAUCUCCCAAAAUAGUAAAGAAAAGUAAAACCAAAACUAUUACAAUGGAUGUUGAAAAAACUGAUCAACAUGUCGAUUUAUCUGAGAAAAUACUUCGCAGAAGUAAAAGGCCAAGGAAAGUAAAAUACAUUGAGGAAGAAACAAGUGAUGAAUUUGAUGAUAUUGUGCCUGCAGAUAAGAUAAAUGGAACUAUAGCAGAAUUUGAAGAAAACAACCCAGAGUUUGUUCAAAAAAUCAAAUAUCCGAUAAACUUCAAAAAAUGAAUAAGAAAUUAAACAAUAUUGACACGGACAAUACUUGUCAGAAUCCCUCACCAUUGUGGGGAGAUAGACAAAAUGUAGUCAGUACUUUAUUAUGGUAAUUACCAAUGAACCAUUGCACCAAUCAAUUGCUUUAUUAAGCCCUACUGAUUCUACCAUCACUCCUCUAUAUAAAGGGAUGGGGUCCAGAGACUUUGAGCAAGAGUAUCAAUUCCUCAGAUUGAUGUCAACAUAAUUUCUAAAAAUAUCUAUAAAAUCAUCCAAAUGCUCAUAUUGAUUUAUCAUAAGGACAUACAAAUAUACACAAAUGAAAUGAUUGGAUAAAUUGUUACCAUGUAGGCUUUAUUCAAUAAAAUUACAAUGCACAAAUUGGUACAGAGAGCUUUACAUGAAUGAUAUGGUAAGAAAAGUAUAGUUUUUAAUUUUAUUGUUAAUAACAUUUCUGGUGGAUGAAUUAUUAUUAUGUACAUAUAGGCCUUUACAAGACCAAAUUACUAUAUUAUAUAAUAGUGAUUUGGUUGAAAGGGUAUUGUAGGAACUUACUUCUAUUAUGUUAUUGAAUAUAAAAGUUGAUUAUAUUGUUUACAUAUUGAAUUGAAUAUACAGUGUAUUUAUUUAUUUCUGUUUUGCUAUAUUGUAUAUUGAAAAUUGUUUUAGAUGUUUUUAGUGAAUGUAUUGUUGCAACAGCAGAGAAUCUUUGUGAGAUUUAUUUUAUGUAGC
Molecule: messenger RNA, 4990 nt
Organism: Owenia fusiformis
Lineage: Eukaryota; Metazoa; Annelida; Polychaeta; Sabellida; Oweniidae
Source: the annotation of a GenBank genome assembly